UCCUUGUGCUUGCCACCUCCUCAGCACCCCCAUCCAUCUGCCCUUUUAACUACCACUCUUCAAUUCCUUCCCUCAUCCCUAUCUCUCUCUUUCACACACAUACACACAUACACACGCACAGAGAGGCUUCUCUUUUCUGUUCACUUUCUUUUUCUUUUUAAAAGAAAAAAAGAAAAGAAAAGCAAACUAAUCAAGGCUUGUUUGGUUGAUUGUUUUAUGUUUUCAUGAGAAGAAAGACCAAAGCUUUAUAUUAAUACAUACAUAAAGAACAUGAAUCUUCAAGAUUGGCCUGAACCAAUAGUUCGUGUUCAAUCUUUAUCGGAUAGUUGCCCACCGGAAAUUCCUUCCCGGUAUAUAAAGCCACCGCAAGAUAGACCUUUAGUGAAUUCUUUUUCUCCCUGCGAUGUCAAUAUACCUAUUAUUGAUCUCGUCGGGCUUUACGGCGAUGACUGUAAUCUUAAAGCUUCAAUACUUAACCAAGUGUCCAUGGCUUGUCGCGACUGGGGAUUUUUUCAAGUUAUUAACCAUGGCGUUGAGGAGGAGUUGAUGGACAAAAGUCGCCAAGUUUGGAGAGAUUUUUUUCAUCUGCCUAUGGAGGUGAAACAAGAAUAUGCAAACACUCCUAAAACUUAUGAAGGCUAUGGCAGCAGAUUAGGAAUCGAAAAAGGAGCCAUUCUUGAUUGGAGUGAUUACUAUUUUCUUCACUAUCUUCCUUUGUCUUUAAAGAAUUAUAACAAAUGGCCUGGCCUUCCACCUAAUUGCAGGGAAGUGAUUGAUGAAUAUGGUAAGCAAGUAGUGGAGCUAUGUGGGAGAUUAAUGAAGAUAUUAUCAUCAAAUCUCCAAUUAAGAGAGUCGCGUCUACAAGAAGCAUUUGGCGGUAAAGAUAUUGGGGCAUGUUUAAGAGUAAAUUUUUACCCUAAAUGUCCUCAACCUAACUUGACACUCGGUUUAUCAUCGCAUUCGGACCCGGGUGGCAUGACGAUUCUCUUGCCGGAUGACAAUGUCCCCGGCCUCCAAGUCCGGCGAGGAUGCGAUUGGAUUACAGUCAAGCCAGCUCCUCAUGCUUUCAUUGUCAAUAUUGGUGAUCAAAUUCAGAUACUAAGCAAUGGGAUAUAUAAGAGUGUGGAGCAUCGAGUGAUAGUAAAUUCAGCUCAAGAGAGAGUAUCACUCGCCUUCUUCUAUAAUCCAAAGAGUGAUAUUCCUAUACAACCAAUGGAGGAGCUUGUCACACCAGAGAGACCUUCUCUAUACCAAGCUAUGACAUUUAAUGAGUAUAGACUUUUUAUUAGAACAAAGGGUCCUCAAGGAAAAUCCCAAGUGGAGUCUCUAAAAUCUCCAAGAUAAUUACUAUAUACAAAUAUUUCAAUUUUUCACGAGUACUUUCAUAUCCAUUUUUUAUACGAGGUUAAUCUCGUUUUAAAAUUUAUGGCUAUCAUUUCAUGUAAGUAUUUUUUCACGGAUCGAACCUCUGAUCUUACAGAAGUCGUCCGUUGAACUUAAGCAUAUGCUUUACUUAUGGGUAGAUAAUUAAUAUAUAUUUGAUAUCGAGAUAAUUACUUAACUAAUUAGUUUUGAUUUUAUUGUAAAUCAAAUGUAAAAACAAUCCCUUCAUUGGAUAUACAAAUGAGGGAUUAAAAAAAAUAGAAAGAUAUAUAAUUUUUGUUA
Molecule: messenger RNA, 1665 nt
Organism: Jatropha curcas
Lineage: Eukaryota; Viridiplantae; Streptophyta; Magnoliopsida; Malpighiales; Euphorbiaceae
Product: jasmonate-induced oxygenase 2
Source: RefSeq, a predicted model, not a curated record